Messenger RNA from Candidula unifasciata, 647 nucleotides. The record is from the annotation of a GenBank genome assembly. Lineage: Eukaryota; Metazoa; Mollusca; Gastropoda; Stylommatophora; Geomitridae.
AUGGCUCAAGUUCACACAGAAGCACGAGCUGGCUUAGCAGCUCCUGCGAUUCGAAUUACAUCAACACUUUUCGGAGAUACCUCGCCCGGUGAAACUCUUCAACAAACAGCAUUAUCAGCUUCAUCAUCGCCAGCGCCAGGAGCAGACGUUUAUUCCAGCGCUUCUCAGAAACGCAGGGUGUCUUUUAUAAAUGGAUUACGAAGAUUGUCUCGCGAGAAAACUGCGUUUUUACGAGUCGAUCAGUCGGCUACAAAUCCACGGUUUCCGUCGUCUGCUCCACAGUGUGAGGACAAACAAGAUGGAUCGGAAGCAAUAAGAGCUGGAAAGAGAUUUGGUAGAGACAACAAGAGAAGGCUGAAAGUAGAGUUUGCUGUCAUGGAUACAGACAGCGAGAAGACGGGGUUCAACAAGGGAACGGGGAAUAUCAACAGUGGAUUAAUUAACAUUAAAGACGAUGUGGAGAACGACGUGGCAAUGUUAGGUGGAGGCGGUGGAAGGUUCCGCCAUCCCAGGGUUUCCCUUUUAGGGAAACCUUUAAACUACAAAGCCCACAGACGGGAUGUCAAUUACCGAAGACUUCAGGCCCGGGUUUACAACUUUUUGGAGCGCCCAAAAUCCUGGCAAUCAUGGAUAUAUCACCUGGCAAU